CCGCCCCAGCCCGCCCCUCUCGUCUGCGCCCCUGCUGCCUGUGCUGAAAGCGGUGGCUCCAUGUUGUCCCCUCAGCGAGCGGUAGCGGCUGCCUCGAGAGGAGCAGGUGAUGCCAUGGAGAGUGGAAAGCCUGGACCAGUGCAGGUUGUUUCGGUUCACAAAGAGCAACAUUCCUUUGAGCUAGAAGAGAAAGCCUUGGCUAGCAUCCUCUUGCAGGACCACAUCCGAGAUCUCGAUGUGGUGGUGGUGUCUGUGGCUGGCGCCUUCCGAAAGGGCAAGUCCUUUAUUCUGGACUUCAUGCUACGAUACUUAUAUUCUCAGAAAGAAGGUGGCCAUUCAAAUUGGUUGGGUGACCCAGAAGAACCACUGACAGGCUUUUCAUGGCGAGGGGGCUCUGACCCCGAAACCACGGGGAUUCAGAUCUGGAGUGAAGUUUUCACUGUGGAAAAGCCAGGUGGAAAGAAGGUUGCCGUUGUUCUGAUGGAUACCCAGGGGGCAUUUGACAGCCAGUCGACUGUGAAAGACUGUGCUACCAUCUUUGCGCUGAGUACCAUGACUAGUUCCGUCCAGAUCUACAAUUUGUCCCAGAACAUUCAGGAAGAUGACCUUCAGCAGCUGCAGCUCUUCACAGAGUACGGCCGCCUGGCAAUGGACGAAAUUUUCCAAAAGCCUUUCCAGACACUGAUGUUUUUGGUUCGGGACUGGAGCUUCCCAUAUGAAUACGGCUAUGGGCUGCAAGGGGGCAUGGCAUUCCUGGAGAAGCGUUUGCAGGUGAAGGAACACCAACAUGAAGAAAUUCAGAACGUCCGAAACCACAUCCACUCGUGCUUCUCUGAUGUCACCUGUUUCCUCUUACCACAUCCGGGGCUCCAGGUGGCCACGAGCCCUGACUUUGAUGGGAAAUUGAAAGAUAUUGCUGGUGAAUUCAAAGAGCAGUUACAGACGCUGAUACCGUAUGUAUUAAACCCCUCCAAGUUAAUGGAAAAGGAGAUCAACGGCUCAAAAGUUACCUGUCGCGGACUAUUGGAGUAUUUUAAGGCAUAUAUCAAAAUUUACCAAGGGGAAGAUCUGCCUCACCCCAAGUCCAUGCUGCAGGCCACUGCCGAAGCCAACAAUUUAGCAGCGGCAGCCGCUGCCAAGGACGUGUAUUACAACAACAUGGAAGAGGUUUGUGGGGGCGAGAAGCCUUACCUGUCCCCUGACAUUCUAGAGGAGAAGCACGGUGAGUUCAGACAGCUCGCUCUGGACCAUUUCAAGAAGACCAAGAAGAUGGGCGGGAAGGACUUCAGCCUGCGCUACCAGCAGGAGCUGGAGGAGGAGAUCGGGGAGCUGUACGGCAACUUCUGCAGGCACAACAGCAGCAAGAACGUCUUCAGCACCUUCCGCACGCCCGCCGUGCUCUUCACGGGCAUCGUGGCCCUGUACAUCGCCUCGGGCCUCACCGGCUUCGUGGGCCUCGAGGUCGUGGCCCAGCUGUUCAACUGCAUGGUCGGGCUGCUGCUGAUAGCGCUGCUCACCUGGGGCUACAUCCGGUACUCUGGCCAGUAUCGUGAGCUGGGCGGAGCUAUCGAUGUCGGUGCUGCCUAUGUGUUGGAGCAGGCUUCUUCUCACAUUGGUAAUUCCACUCAGGCUGCCAUGAGGGAGGCCGUGGUCGGGCGGCCUUCCACGGAGAAGAAAGCGCAAUAGCAUCGGAACGGGAGGACCCUGCGAGAGCCGCCAGCCCCUGCCAGCCCCUGCCAAGUCCACGGGGCCUGGCCAAGGAGCCGAGCCUGUGAGACCCCCGGGGAGAGCGGACGCGCGGCGCUGUAAUAAAUGACUGGCCUCCCCUGUGGGUCCAGAUCUUAGACGCUUCCAUUUCUCCGGCAGCCGUUCCUUUCCUGCUGUCACGGAUCCAAGCCCGUGUCUGUUUUCUUAGUGUUCUCUGCUUUGUGCACUUUAUGGGGGAAGAAGCUAAAGGAAACGAUGGAAACGCAGCCUCUCAGUGCUCUGGGGGCCGCUUCCGUGCCUGUGGGAUUGAGCCUGCGCUGCCGCAGACACUUGGGGGGAGGGGCACCUCGCGGAGGGUGCUGUGUUGGGUGCAGCUUAAACUUCUUUUAUACCUUACUCUUUUGUAAAAGUUUACAAAACUGAGAAGAGCUUCAGAACUGCAGAGUAACCAAUCCUGAUGCCAUUGCGCUGUUUAUGAUCUUAGAGAACCCUGUCUGUCAGUGUGGGGCGAAUGCGGUCAUGUAAAUGCCCUCAGCUCUCCGGGCAGCCUGACCGUGUAGCUGCAGAGCGCUCUGGUUUCUUGUUCCUAGAGCUUCUUUCUAGAAAAGAGGCGAAUGUGCCUUGAAAAGCCAGGCUGGCUCGUCCUAAAUGGACCGAGCCGGAUCCCCUAAGAAUAAAAAGCUGCGUUUAGGUGAACAGUGUGACCCGUGGUCUGCCGCUUGGCUUUGUGCCUUGGUCAGACUCCCGGUGCGGCCCACAGCUCUCACACACAGUGGCCAUUUGAGAGGUUUUCUGUUUGAGUUCUGUGCAAGAAUAGAGCUUUUUUAAGGAUUCGAGGAAAGACUUUACCAAACAUUCGUGCCUUUCACUGAUGUCGCAGUCCCUGUGGCUGAGCGGUGAUGAGAGACUCGACGGCCUGGUUUACAAUCCUGACCCAAGGUGUGUAUUUGCACCGUCCUUGCACGCGUGGCCUUCCUGGUAAUGAAGCCGAAGCCCUCACUUUGAUGUGGUACCUCGGCCUUUAUUUACUUCGGAAUCGUCUCAUGGCCUUAAACCGCUUUGCUUAAUGAGGACCAAAGUCACCCACGUGAGGCUCUGUCUCCCCGCAUCCACUGAUUCUUUUUAUUUACCCUGAUUGUAUGAUGAGGCUUUGUCUGUCGGUGCCGUUUUCCUUUGAUUUCUAAUGAUGAAUUUUUGUGGAUUUCCAGCUUCUUCACACCCACCUGUAAGUGUUUGUAUUACCAUUCAGGUGCGUGAGCCUUAAUUUUUGAGAUAAUUUUUGUUGUGGGUGGGAGAUAGGGCUUAGGCAAAGCCGGAGUGUCACUUUUACAGAGAAGAGGUGUGAAUGGGAGCCCCGCAGCAGGACUCUCAGAGGGUGUCUUCUGAUGGACGUUUUACCACUGCAGGAUUUUUAUGUCUCCAAUUUAAUUCCAAGCAUAUUAUGUAUUUUUUAAAAAUUUUUACAUGCCAUUUUCCCUGGAGGUUGUUAUUAUUUUGCUCACUUGCUAAUAAAAUUUUAGAAAACUUCCAGCUUGGUCUAAGCACUGUUCUAAGCCGCUGCAUCUCAGUGGCGAGAGCUUUGACUGUUAGGUUGAGAGCUGUUCAAGUUCUGGCCUGGGUUCAGGUGGCCUCCCAUCCCUGGAGGCUGUGCUCACCAGGAGGCCUCGCACUUAGACUCCCGAUGCCUUCUCUAAGUAAAUGUAUUGACUGUGGAAUAACUGUCAGAAGUCAGAACUUUAAUAGUGAGACAGGAUAAUGUGUCUGAAUUCAUUCUAAGAUGAAAUUUAAUAUGCACGUGUUAGGGGCUUGCUUUUCACAGUGAUAACUGCGUGAUUUAAUGAAAGCUUGGGAUUUAGUUCCUGUGUGGAGCCACCAUUUCUGUUUUGGAUUUUAAAGGAAUAACCUUGGCUGGUUAUCCAGCGAAGUCUUCCCUCCAUUCAGUUCACUGUUCUGCCUCUAGAAAGCGUUUGCAGGGUUUCCUCUGGGAACGCUCUUAGCAGUCCGCUUUGGCCUUUUUUCUGUGACAGUGAUGAGGUCAUUUGCAUUCUCACGGCCACUGCUGGCUGUACACAGCCUUGGUGUCCGGGUUGAGGUCUGCUGCCUGCUGCGCUCUGAGCUGUUAGUUUGCACAGGAGCUCUGGCUGUGAGUGCGGCUUGCGCUGCCCCUCCCAGCAGGCCCUCCCUUGCUGGUAAUGUGCGCGUGUUCUCCAGUGUGGAUACGGAGCACCUUCCUCUGAACAUAAUAAUCAGGAGUUCCUCACAGUUUCUUUUAUUAAAAUAUCUCAGGACAAGUUCGUUGUUGCUAAUUUUAAAAAGGACUUCCAAAUUAGCUCCUUAUCAUAAAAAUAAUAGAACCAAACCUUUGGAGCUUGCGCUGAGGAAUCUCUCUAGACUAAUUCAAGGACAAGGCCAGGAGGAACCGCCAUGAACAAGGAUAAGCCAUGUUCCUCAUUCUAACUCCGACCACGCUGGGUAGAUGUACCUGCGAAUGUUGCUUCUGUUUUCCCCAUUCUUUCUCUCUUCUCUCACUCACUUUGGACACAACGUGCAUGUACACACACACACACACACUCUGCCUUGUGUUUGCAGUGUUCUUCCUGGCUUAUACACACGGUGCCUUGAACAGGGUGAGUUUGGGUGAGUCUGUGUAUGUGUGAGUUACAGAGAAACUGAGUAGGUUGAUUCAAGUCCAGCGAAAGCAAUAAAACAUAAAUAGCUUUACUUUUUUCCUAGCAUUUAUUUUUAAAACUAUGUAACUUGCAUCAGAUUCCUUGUGGAGCUAUUGCCAUGGAAUUGAGGAUGGUUUGGUGUUCACAUCUAAGGCGGCCAACAUGGGCUGUGUCCUUCUGGCUUGGGUUCGAAUCCAGCAGAGUCUCAGGGGUCAGGGUGUACAGCGACCAGCGUCAGUCACGGAAGCACAGAGCCUCAUUGUUAAAGUGGCAUCAAGAAGCCCCUUGUGAAAGACCACGGAACUGUGGUUGAAUAUCUCCUUACCUUCAGUCCACUGUGCUGUGUUUGGAGAAUUGGCUCUGGUCGACCCUGGCGUUCAUGAGACCUACCUAGGGAGCUUGUUAACCAAACAGAAGGUGGAAUUCCCAGCUUUGUUCCCACAGGUUGUCUGAUGGGGCUGUGCUAUCAGGAGGUUCAGGGAUUGGAGAGUCUGUUCAUGGGAUGGGAACUCCCACCGAGAGAUGCCGCUCAGUGCUGCCUGGACGGGGCUGCUGCCCAGUGCGGGAAGCGUCAGUGAGAGGUUCCCCUCAGGGCGUAAGGAUGUCUGGAUCCAGAGGGCUGUGUGGGCUUCCUCUAAACCAUCCUAGUGCCUUCCCUGGAAAACGAAUGGACGGUUACCCUGUUUACUAACAGGUGUAAUUGGGAUUCCUAAAGUUUUGAUAGCUGUAUUUUUAUUUUUCAUUUAAAAAGCAAAAUGUAGCACUGUGACUUGAACCCCUAAAUCUUCCACACACAGGAAACCAAAAACUAUAAAUAAAAAUAAUGAACAGUAAAGAGGGGCAGGCUCAUGACUUUGAUAAUUAGCGACCUCAGGACCCCAGGUCCAGAAUUUUCAAGCUGGACCUAGGGGUGGAGCGGUUUUGCAGGAAACUUGUCUGGGAAGGACUUUCACGGGCCAGAAAUUCGGGUGUGUCAUGGAGGGAAGGUUGCAUUGAUGCCCGGUGCGUUCUAACUUAGAUCAGUAAGUGCUGUCCUGGAUGUUUGCCUUAAAAGGAGUUCAUAUUAAUCUGGAACAUUCAAAAAUUUUCCUGGGGUUUCUCUUGUGUUGUUUUUCUUUAAAAAUGAUUUAUUAAAAAUACCUUAUGCUAAACCUUUGCCUUUGAAUGGCUUUAAAUUGUAUAAACCGUGCAAUGAGACGAGAUGAUGCCGCUAAUGUACUUGAAGCAUGUUUCUGUUUCACUUCUGGCUGCAAGGUCAUUUAACGGAAUAAAGACCACAACACCA
Messenger RNA from Lepus europaeus (European hare), 5661 nucleotides. It is a transcript of the gene ATL3, whose product is annotated as atlastin GTPase 3. NCBI's taxonomy places the organism in Eukaryota, Metazoa, Chordata, Mammalia, Lagomorpha, Leporidae. The transcript is spliced from 13 exons. The record is from RefSeq and is a predicted model, not a curated record. The coding region runs from base 61 to 1686 and encodes 541 amino acids. Gene Ontology annotation, biological process: protein homooligomerization; endoplasmic reticulum organization. Gene Ontology annotation, molecular function: GTP binding; GTPase activity.